GCUCGGGGACCUGCAGCGCUGGAGUUCCCCUUGUGCUCUGGAGCCGCCCCAGGCAGCGAUGGAUGUAGUGGCUGUGCCGAGCCCUGGUGCUGGCAGCAGCGGGGAUCCCUGCUGCCCUGCAAGCGCACCCACCCCACACACACACCUCUCCCGGCUGUCUCCGAGGUCCCUGCAGGACGGUGAGCCUCGGCCGCCCGUCCCCUGUCCCCUGAGUCUUUCCCGAGGCACCCUCCUCCGGCCGGACUGCCCUGACACCCCGGAGGGCCCUGCCGGCUCCUGCCGCCCGGGAAAGGCGCGGAGCUGUCCCGUCCCGCCUGCGGCGGCCGCGGGGCGGGCGCGGGCGGGGAGCCGCCCCUCGGGGCGCGGAGCUAUAAGGGCGGGCAGGCGGCGCGGAGCGGGGCGCAGCAGCGGCCAUGGGCAACCGCGUCACCCGCGACGACUUCGAGUGGGUCUACACGGAGCAGCCCCACACGCAGCGCAGGAAGGAGAUCCUGGCAAAGUAUCCAGAGAUCAAGACUCUGAUGGGACCAGAUCCACAUUUAAAGUGGAUUGUAUCUGGAAUGGUUUUCAUGCAGCUACUGGCAUGCUACCUGGUGAAAGACUUAUCUUGGAAAUGGAUUUUCUUCUGGGCUUAUGCAUUUGGGGGUUGCAUCAACCAUUCCCUGACCCUUGCCAUCCAUGAUAUUUCACACAACGUGGCCUUUGGGAACAAGCAGGCCAAGUGGAACCGAUGGUUUGCAGUCUUUGCCAAUUUGCCCAUUGGCAUCCCCUAUUCUGCCUCCUUCAAGAAGUACCACAUUGACCAUCACCGGUAUCUGGGAGGGGACAGCUUGGAUGUGGACAUUCCCACGGACUUUGAGGGCUGGUUUUUCUGCACACCGCUUCGGAAACUGCUUUGGCUGUUCCUUCAACCUCUGUUCUACAGUCUGAGACCGCUCUAUGUGAACCCCAAAGCAAUCACACGGAUGGAAAUUCUUAAUGCUCUCGUCCAGUUUUCUAUAGACCUCAUAAUUUACUACCUGUGGGGGCUCAAACCUGUUAUUUACUUAAUAGCAGGUACAAUUCUUUGCUUGGGUUUUCAUCCCAUUUCUGGGCACUUCAUAGCAGAACACUACAUGUUCCUAAAAGGGUAUGAGACCUACUCUUAUUACGGACCUCUGAACUGGCUCACCUUCAAUGUAGGCUACCACAUGGAGCAUCAUGACUUCCCCAGCAUUCCUGGAUGCAGAUUGCCCAUGGUGAAGAAGAUUGCAGCAGAAUACUAUGAUAACCUCCCACAUCACCAGUCCUGGAUUCGAGUUCUGUGGGACUUUGUUUUUGAUGACACUCUUGGUCCUUAUUCAAGGGUUAAGAGACUGUGCAAGCUGGCAAAGGAAAGCUAACGGGGUAGCUCCGCCGGCUGCAGUGGUGUGUGUUUGUUCAUUCCCAUGACUUCAGUUUUCUGCAGAAAUAGAAGGAUCUUUGUGUGUGCUGAAUUUAAGUUGGUGCAUGCUGCUUAUGCCAAGAGGAUGGGUGUGAAAAUGAAGCAAUUUUAGACAACUGAUACCUUUUAUCAAAAGAUAUUUGUAUAUGUAACCCUCAGAACCUAGAUUAGAGUGAAAUAUGAUGAGCUGAACCUUUGGUCUAGUCUUAUAAUUAACUUCCUGGGAAACAUGUGCCUAGGCCUAAGUUUUAGCUUUGUCUGUGGGGGAGAAUGUUGGCUGUGUGUUACAUGUGAGGAUGAGUGUGUGUAGUUCAGGACUUGUUUCUCUUGAUGCCAGAUUGGAAGUAGAUGCUCUGUGUGCACAGGACUGUGGAAGCAGGGAAGACUGGCAUGCAGAAGUAAAUGAUACUCUCUGGAGAAGGGUGCUUUUAGCCCAAUGUCUUGUCUAAUCUAAUAUCUUCUGAUAAUUGCUAAUGGCAGAUUUUUUAUAUAUGCAAUGGAAUAUGUUUAUAUUUUUGUAUGUUUGUAACAUUAUUUUCCUAGCUGCUGUUUGAUCUUUAUUCCAGGGCUUUGUCUAAACCUUUUCUGAAUAAAUUUCUAUUCUUAGGAUCUAAUACUAUUGCUAACUGACAGAUCUGGACUGUGGCAAGGAAAAAUCCUUUCUUUAGUCUUCCACCUACUUCCUGAUAGCAGCAUGGAUGUGCCUCUGGAGGAACUGGGUGGUCCUUUCUCACUCACCUUUUCAACAGUAUUCAUAACUUCAUGUAUCUCACCCUUUUCCCUACUGUAAGUCCUCUGGGGAAAGGAGAGGUUCUAGUUCUGCUUUUUCCUUGCCAAGACUGUUAGCAUUCCUGGUCACCUUUCUUGGUCUCCUCCAUAUCACAGCCUUUCUGCACACGGGAGUUAGGAGUGUGUGUCAGUGAAGGCAUGGAGAUGUCUUCAUCUUCAUGGUGGUAUUUGUUCCUAACUGCUUUCAGAGCAAUGGCAAUUUUUCUCCUCAGUCAUUCAAGGGACACAAGUGGACAUUUGGGAAGCACAUGGUACUCCAGUUAUAUGAAAUUGCCACUGGUGGUGUUGGGGGGAUGUAUCUGGAACAUGGAGAUGGUGCAGUUCCUCUCUCUCUCUAUCUCUUAUUUGGUGCUAUUGACAUUAACCUUCAUCUCUCAUUUCUACCCAGUGGCAUACUAAAAUCUUCCUGCCUAUCUUCUCCAAUUAUAAACUUCUGGCUAUCAUCAAUAAUUCUGUAUCAUAAAAAACCUUAAUCAGCAUAACUUUUCUCCAAGCAGAACAAUAUCUUGGGAGCCAGGAAUUGAGAUGCUAUCUAAUAAAUUCCCUCUACCAUGGAAAGCUGGCAAAAUAUUUUUUUCCUUACAAAGUGGUUAAAAGAGAGAAAUUUUAUAUAUAUAUAUAUUUGCUCUGUAAUCCUCUAACAAUUUGAGGUUUUUCUUCUGUAAAUAUGUGGCUGUAAUAAAGAAAAAAACUUUUGUGCAGCCUCAUUGGUCCCUUAGAGUAUGUGAUUAGGCCUGGGAAGCCUGAUUUCCUCACUAAACAUGGUUUUGUUCCUUCCUUCAGCAGCACUGGAUCCAGUGAGCCAGUUUGUCUGUUCAUUAGACAGCUGAGAUAACCUGCAGCAAUUUUGGGUUCCUCCUUCAUUUCUCCCUUCUCUAUUUUUCUCACCCAUGUGAUUUUGGCAGUUGGGUAAAUAAAUACCCAGGCUUGCUUAGUAGAUCAAGAUCAUUUGUAAUACAGGGGCUGAGCACCAGUUUAUUCAUCAAUACUGUUUUGUGCUUCUGGAUAAGAAGAGCAAGAAUGGGGCUUCUUCCAGCACUUCAGCUUUUACUGGUUCUUCAGCGAUGAACAUAAGACAUUAUAUCUUAAUUAUUAAAGCUACUUUUCUCCCAAAGGAAGAGGCGCUUGUGUGGGAGCUUCCAUUACCUUUGUGUCAGUGCUCAUGUCAGGGAAUUUCAGGUUUUUUGUUAAUUGACUUCAGAUUUUCUGGCACUCUUAUCAUGUAUUCAACUUCCCAUGUCUUUAGCAGCGGUUCCUCAAGUCUCUUGUCUAACUUAAUAAGUUAAUAUAAAAACCACAAUAAAGAUUAUGCUAUCUUCCUCAA
Messenger RNA from Prinia subflava (tawny-flanked prinia), 3536 nucleotides. It is a transcript of the gene DEGS2, whose product is annotated as delta 4-desaturase, sphingolipid 2. NCBI's taxonomy places the organism in Eukaryota, Metazoa, Chordata, Aves, Passeriformes, Cisticolidae. Gene Ontology annotation, cellular component: membrane. Gene Ontology annotation, biological process: ceramide biosynthetic process; sphinganine metabolic process. The record is from RefSeq and is a predicted model, not a curated record. Bases 414 to 1382 code for a protein of 322 amino acids. Gene Ontology annotation, molecular function: sphingolipid delta-4 desaturase activity. The transcript has 3 exons.